AUGUCUAUAAUCACCCCUGCACCUGGUCUGGACAUCCCAGCCUUCCAGACACUACACAAGUCCGGACAUUCCGUCGAAUCCCGAGUGAUAGACUCGUCUCGCGAAGAGAAGAAAUCAUGGAGACCUUCAUUCCAUAUCACUGCUCCAGGAUGGUUGAAUGACCCAUGUGGCCUGGGCUACGACCCUACAACAGGGCUAUAUCAUCUCUGCUUCCAAUGGAAUCCCCACGGGAAUGACUGGGGCAAUAUGUCCUGGGGCCAUGCAACAUCCCCCGAUCUAGUAUCAUGGACGACAUCCAACACUCCGAUCCUGACACCUUCAGCUGAGUACGACCGUCACGGUAUAUUCACAGGAUGUCUACGACCAACCGACGUUCAGGGACAUCCAGGUGCUCUUACAAUCCUGUACACGUCUGUCAGCCAUCUUCCCAUUCAUCAUACACUACCCUACACGUACGGAAGCGAGACUCUCAGUCUAGCUGUUUCCAAAGACGGCGGCAAGAACUGGACACGCCAGGACUGCAAUCCAAUCCUCCCCGGUCCCCCUUCACAUCUCAAUGUGACGGGCUGGCGAGAUCCUUUCGUCACAACCUGGGCUGAGGGUCCUCUUUCCAAAGAUGCGUCAACAUUAUAUGGCUUUAUCUCCGGAGGAAUCCCCAAACAAACUCCAACGGUCUUUGUAUACACUGUCCAAGCAACGGACCUUCGGAAGUGGGAAUUCAUCGGCCCAUUGGUUGAUGUAGGCCUGAACCUCCAACCAUCUCGCUGGUCUGGAGACCACGGCGUCAACUGGGAAGUGGCUAGUCUUCUGACUCUGAGCAAUGGAAGCACAACUCGAGAUUUCAUCAUCAUGGGAGCUGAGGGCUGUGCAAGCCCAAAGCAAGACGAAGCUCACGCACGCCAGAGACGAGUACCCCGAGGCCAACUCUGGAUGUGUAUCAAAUCCAAAAGAACAGACACCACUUCCACAGAUAGCCCUCUGGCUUCAUAUUCCUUCUCUGGUAUCUUCGACCACGGCUGCUUCUAUGCAGCCAAUUCCUUCUACGAUCCUCAAACCUCGCAGAACAUCGUAUACGGCUGGAUCACGGACGAGGACCUAUCUGAUUCUCUGCGCCAUCGUCAAGGGUUCAGCGGUGUGAUCUCGCUGCCUCGUGUGGUGGGACUAUUGACCAUUGAGAACGUGAAGAAGGCUCGUCACUCGCCAUUGAACUCGAUCACUUCAAUCGAGAUCAUUCCCUCUGGCGGAACCUUCACUAUCCACACGAUGAGAAUCACACCGGAUAGCCGACUCACACGGUUACGAUGCAACGCCCGAGAGACCCGUCUCGCAAAUAUACCACUGUCUUCACCGCUGGAGACUGCUGUGCCGUUGACGACAAGAUGGGAGCUAUAUGCCGAAUUCUCUGUCAGCCAGACUUGCACAAGCGUGGGUAUUAAGAUACCACACACAGCUGAUGGCCAAAGCUGCACAAUUCUCGCCUGGAAUCCACAAAGCGAGACCUUCACCAUCCAUCGACCAGCAGUCGACGACGAAAUCAAUCACGGCUAUGAAAGUGCUCCGCAUACGCUGUUUACAUCCUUGAACGAGGGCGGCGAGGAAGAAGAGAUGCUCCGAGUACACGCUUUCUUUGAUUCGAGUGUGUUGGAGGUAUUCGUUAAUGAGAGGACGGUGAUCUCGACCCGGAUUUACGACACAGACCGUUGUUUUGGACCGUUGUUCUUUGCUGAGGAUGUAAAGACGGACGAUGGGCCAGCGGCUGUUCUUGUGAGGGCUGAUAUUUGGGAUGGAUUGGGUGUGAAUAUGUCUACAUAA
Penicillium bovifimosum is the source of this 1812-nucleotide messenger RNA. Its product is annotated as glycoside hydrolase family 32 protein. Gene Ontology annotation, molecular function: sucrose alpha-glucosidase activity. The record is from RefSeq and is a predicted model, not a curated record. Lineage: Eukaryota; Fungi; Ascomycota; Eurotiomycetes; Eurotiales; Aspergillaceae. The transcript has 2 exons. The coding region runs from base 1 to 1812 and encodes 603 amino acids. Gene Ontology annotation, biological process: sucrose catabolic process.